AGGGCGGGGCGCGAGAAGCCGCGGCGGGCGCGGCGGCGGCGGGCGAUGCGGGCGGCUGCGGGCACCCGGCGGGCUCGGCUCGGCCGCCGCCGCCUUCUUCGGCUCCGCCGCGGGGGUCGCAGCGGCUGCCGCGCCGUCCUCGAGCUCCCAGCGUGAGGAGGCGGCGGGCAGAGAGAAGCAUCACGCUCCAGGCGGAGACCCAGAGGGAACCCCGCGGGCGGCCUCGCUCAUUGCUAUGGACAGUGCUAUCACCCUGUGGCAGUUCCUCCUCCAGCUCCUACAGGAGCCUCAGAACAAGCACAUGAUCAGCUGGACCUCUAAUGAUGGGGAGUUCAAGCUCUUGCAGGCAGAAGAGGUGGCUCGUCUCUGGGGGAUUCGUAAGAACAAGCCUAAUAUGAAUUACGACAAACUCAGCCGAGCCCUCAGAUACUAUUAUGUAAAGAAUAUCAUUAAAAAAGUGAAUGGUCAGAAGUUUGUGUACAAGUUUGUGUCUUACCCAGAGAUUCUGAAAAUGGACCCACUGACCGUGGGCAGGACUGAGGGAGACUGUGACGCUGUGAGCUGCAGUGAAGUCGGCGGCAGCUGCAGGGACCCUGAGAGUGGGGGCAGGGAGAAGCCCCCGCAGCCCGGGGCCCGGGCCUCCAGCCGCAACGACUACAUACACUCCGGCUUGUAUUCUUCCUUUACUCUCAACUCUUUGAACUCCUCCAGUAAGAAGCUCUUCAAACCUAUAAAGAUUGAGAGUCCAGCUGAGAAGCUGGCAGAGAAGAAGCCGCCUCAGGAGCCAACACCGUCUGUCAUCAAAUUCGUAACAACACCUUCCAAAAAGCUGCCAGUUGAACCUGUUGCCGCCGCCCUGUCAGGCGGCCCAAGCAUUUCUCCAUCUCCGGAAGAAGCGCUCCAGGUGUUGGAGACUUUGGCUUCCCCCAGACUGCCUUCCCUGGAAGCCCCGGCCUCUGCAGCCGGCGGCACCCCCGCCUUUGCCACGCCCCCCAUCUCCGCCUCCCCUUCUGUGCAGGAGCCCCCCAGGACCCCUUCACCGCCGCUGAGUCCCAACCCCGACAUUGACACCGACAUCGAGUCCGUGGCCUCGCAGCCCAUGGAACUUCCCGAGAACUUGUCACUGGAACCUAAAGACCAGGAUUCAGCUUUGCUGGGAAAGGACAAAACAAGUAAUUCCUCAAGAUCCAAGAAACCCAAAGGCUUAGAGCUGGCGCCCAUCCUUGUGAUCACGGGCAGUGACCCGAGCCCCCUGGGAAUAUUGAGCCCGUCCCUCCCCACAGCUUCUCUUACACCAGCACUUUUCUCACAGACGCCCAUCUUACUGACGCCGAGCCCCUUGCUCUCCAGCAUCCACUUCUGGAGUACUCUCAGCCCUGUUGCUCCUCUGAGUCCAGCCAGACUGCAAGGUGCUAACACACUCUUCCAGUUUCCUUCUGUACUGAACAGUCAUGGACCGUUCACUGUGUCUGGCCUGGAUGGACCACCCACCACCCCUGGCCCAUUUUCCCCAGAUCUACAGAAAAUAUAACCUAUGCACUUGUGGAAUGAGAGAACCAAGGAAUAAAGAAACAGAGUCGUUCAACAUGAUUACAUUUGAAGUGAGCAGUUAAUAGUUCUACAAUGCUAAUAAUAGACUAUUGUGAUUUUUGCCAUUCCCCAUUGAAAUGCCUUUUUAAGAUUCCCUUUGAAUAUGACUCAAGUUGGACUGUAUAUGAAAAUGCCUUAAUUGGAGUCCAAACUCCACCUCCCUCUUCCUUCCUUCACUCCUUCCUUCCUUCCUUCCUUCCUUCCUUUCUAAAUAUUUUGAGCUUUGUGUUAAAGAAAUUUUUGGUGGGGUUUAGCAGCUAGCUAUGCUUUGCAAGAGCAGUUAAGAACAAAGUUACUCCUGCCUUAUUGGGACCCUUUGGCCAGGAAAACAGUGAUGCUUUGAGUGUAUUAUUUGGAGAAAUGUGAACUGCAGUUGGCCGUAUCUUCAGGACUAAGUGUGUUCUGUGGAAUAACUAAAAGUGAGCUGUGUACAAGCAGUGAAGGAAAAGGAAUCCUUCCUGUUCACACAAAGUAAGAUUGGAGCAGUAUUAUCAGAGAGAUUCUAUUUGGCUGUAAAGGGGAACGUAGGUAGGCAACUCCACAGAAAGACAUCUUCCUUACCUUUAUCACAUGGGUUUCUUAGCCAUAAGUGUGAUCUUGUUUGAACCUGUGAACAGAGCAUGGAGCCUAGUCUGUUUCAACAUAGGAAGAUAUUUUAAACUUGGGGUUUAAGAUAGUGUUUGCAGCAACCAGUGAGAAUAGGGGACCCCAUCUCCAGCACGGAAGUGCCGUCAACUCUCUGGGUGGUAUGAUUAUACCCCCGUGGUACACAGCCUGGUAAGUGAUGGUUUUUAGGAUGAAGCUGGGUUUUGGAAUCUUGAGGCAUCUCUGAAUGAAACGUUCAACUGAAUGACUUGAAACAACAUGUGGGGCUGUCCCAGUUAGAAGAGACUUUUUCUUUCCUGUUCAUUUUACCCUAUUUUCCACUGCAUAUUUACCUUCUUUUAAAUUUAAGGUUGUUAGGGGUUGUGAUAGUUUUAAAGAUGUUAUUAGGAAGAUGAAAAGCAAAGCGAAGCCUCCAAAUCUCAGGUGAGGUAAAGAUGUGCUUAUUUCUUUGACAGAAAAAUUUUUUUAAAUUAGAGAGCCGCAGAAUUUGUUUGGAAAUGCUCACACACAGGGAUUGGAUUGUUCACAUCAGUAGUGAGAAAUGUAGGCCUUCAUCUCUACGUUAGCACAUUUAUAAAACGUUACCAUAUGGUAAUCAGUGCCAGGUGCAGACUGAGCUGUGGAGCCUCCAGACUGAUACCAACAUCACAGUGGACUCUUCUGAAGAACUUGGCUUUGAAAGUCUAGGAUUAGAUUAUAUGCCACCACCACAACACUGCCCAUUAACCUCAUCUUUUAACUCUAGAAACAGUUCUAUAAUUGAGUCCCAUAAACUAAAGGGAAAGAGGGAGUAAGCAUUGGAGGGCUCAGAAUGACACUGAGACAAACCAGCGUCUUCCAGAUGUAGAAUACUCACUUUAAAUGUUUCUGUACAGUGUAGAGAAGCUGUAGUGUGAGACGUCCAUGCUAGGUUAGUAGGAGUGGAGGGACAGUAUUCAGGGAGCUGUCUUUAUAUUUGUAGUGUUGAAGACCUGUUCGUGAUUCAUUUGUGGUCACCAGCUGAAAGAUCUGUUCUUGGGGUGUUCUGGAGUGAUGGGGAACAGACGGUGGGACUUGUCUCCCACACUGAGUCAUUUACUUGGCAUGCUUGUUUGAAAUCAGACCUCUCAGGAGCACUUUGGAAUAGUUAUUAGGUUAAUGAAUAUUUUGUACUUUAAAUGUAAGUAUUGAUGGCUUGAUUUAACUAGAUAUUUUAAAUUUUGAAAGCACAAAAGUAUUUUAUCUCUUUGAAGUAAGGGAGAAAAGCCAUUGGUUGUUUUCAUAGACAAUAUCUUUGAAGAUUACCUAUCUCAGCACAGGGGUGCCUGGGAACCAAGGGCACCAUUAAAACUCAGUCACAGCACCUUCCUAGGAACCAGUUUUCGUGAGUCCUCUGUCUGUAACCCUACCCCGGAAGCCUCCAAGAGGUGUGGGCCUCAGGAGAUUGAUGAUCUGCUUUCUCUUUGAGAUCAACUGAUGUGGAGAAGUGUGUGUGUGUGUGUGUAUUUCCUUUUUUAAAUGAAAGUUUACAACCUUAGCUCAAGUGUAUGAGGCAGACCGUUCUGUUUGUAAACUACCUCCUUCCUGGAAAAGUCUCAGCUUCAUGUUUUUUGAACAUCCAGAGUUCUUAGCAUCAAAAGGUGACCUACCACUUAAGCUCGGUAUUCACCGGGGAGCCUCUGUUUGGUGUCUGUAGCUGGUAUCCAUCACGAGUCAUUUUGCCGGGAUGAUGGCUGGUGGGCCAAAGUCGCCCAAGUUAAGGGAAGGGAGCGGGUUGGAUGAGUUUUUGAGGUAUCUGUCAUUAUCUUAGCUUUUCAUCUGCCCUGGCCCAUAUCUACUCAUCUGUAUGCUGGGGAAUGUUUAAAACAACCAGGCUCUCAGAAGGGGAAAAAAAGCCCUUAAAUCGUAGCGUUUGCUGAUUCCCGUGAUGCAAGCGACUCCCCCUGGGGCUCGUUUGAGGCCACUGCCUUCGAGUUGAGGGUGGGUGGGCACAGCGCUGCUCUCGUGGCCGGCCGUCGCCACGCCACUCCAGGCCUGGGUGGGCUUCCACAUAAUUUCCAAAGUCAUUCUCUUCUUGUUCCUACGCUGGUUUGUUAAGAUACAAAAUUAAAAUCACAUGUCUAACUUCAGUAAUUUUUUUUUUAAUGGUUUGUCAAUGCUUUUGUGAUGUAAUAUUCCUCAUGGUGUAUUUUGUGUGUUCUAACAAAGGUGAAGACUUCCAUUGAUUUUUAAAAAUACAUACUUAAGGGAAUAAUCCAGAAAUCCUCAAAAAGUCAGUGUAAGCUUCUUAGAACUAAAACAUAGGUUUAAUUUUUCCACAUUUUGAUGGCUAAAAUAGGAGUAUAAAUUUUUUCUUCAGAUUUUGACAGGAAAAAGUAAGCCCAUGAGCCCAUAUAUAUAUAUACACACGCGCGUACAUAUAUAUGGUGAAAGGGUACUGGAUUUUUUUAACUGGAAGAAUUCCUUGACCUUUUACAUACUGUAUUAGAGAUCCAAAAAGGCAGGUCUGUUGAAUCUCUUUACCUGGCACAAUUUCUAGUUUUCUCCAUACUGUGCGUCACUCAGGCUUGGAGGGGAAAGGAAGUCAGAGGCUUGGGAUGCUGCGGCCGUCAGAGCAGCCUCUGGGUAGUAACACGGCAGGCCCGUUCUAGCAGGCGUUGUGUGAGGUCUGGCCCAGUAACCUUGUCUUAUCCUGAUCUCAGAAUAUUUGUUAGGAUGGUGAAGUUCUAAAGGCAGUUUUGUAGGUUUCUAGGGAACGUAAGCCCCUGGACGCACCCCCUGACACUUCAGGAAAGCGGCCUCCAGCCUUUCCGAGCACACACCUUGCUCAGUAAAAGUUUUUGAACACCAGUUUCCUCUUGCAAGAUCAUACAUGUGUAGUUGUCAACCGCUGUGUGAAAGUCACAUGUACAUUAUAAGACAACACAAAAAUCGGAAUUAAGGAUGGUGUAAAAAGGAAAUCUUGACUGGAAGUUCCACUAUUUUCUUCUUGCCCCCAGGAGAUUGUCUUGUGCACCUUCUGGCAGCACGUGCUCUCUGCCUUAAAGACCACUGACUCAGGAUAUUGUUUACAGUCUGAUCUUGAAAACGAGAGGUGGAUGCUUUUGUUGUGAUCCAUGCAAAAAUCCUUUACAUGUUUGACCUGAUUAUCAUGUCAAAUCUCUAGAAGUUCAGUUUUGUUUUUUUUUUUUAAAGAUUUUAUUUAUUUAUUAGAGAGAGACAGAGUGAGAGGCAACACAAGCAGGGGGAGUGGGAGAGGGAGAAGCAGGCUUCCCGCUGAGCAGGGAGCCCGAUGCGGGGCUCGAUCCCAGGACCCCGGGAUCAUGACCUGAGCCGAAGGCAGACGCCCAACGACUGAGCCACCCAGGCGCCCCUCUAGAAGUUCAGUUUGGAAAUCUUCAGGAAAGGUUGUCUUCAACUUCCUGAAGUGUUAUAUUAAUUCUUUUUCAUACAUGACCCAUUACCGAGUGUUUUCUAGAGCUUCACGCAUAGUAUUUUUGACAGCCUGUUGUGUCUUUUCUCUCCAAAUUAGGUGUGACUCUGUAAUUGACUUUUAUUUUACUAGUCUGCUUACAAACUUCUUUUGGCCUUAUUAGUGUUAUGUUUUACCAACAAAUUCUGAAUUAUUUUAAGUUGCUUUAUGCAAAACUAUAUAACAUCCUCCAUUUUCUUGCUGCAUUCAUGAGUUUUGAUUUUUUAUUUGUUGGAACAUUUCAGCAUCUGAAGAAAUACUUUCCUUGAUGGGCCAGUGCUAGUUAUCACUUCCCUAACUUGUAUAUAUUUUAGUUAUCCAUGCCAGAAAUGUAGAAUUGUGCUCAGGCGCCGCUCUUAGGCGUAUAGACGAGUCUGGAGAGGAGUGUGUGUGUCUUUGUGCAGAAACCUGGGGCUCCGAGUGAAUCACCAAACCAAUGGGGAAGUUAAAAAGACUACUCACCGUGUUAUCUGAGGGAGGGACAGAACAUGUUAGUUUUAAAUGGAGCUGAGGAGUUAAUUGUUCCCCCCAUAGGGAAGUGGAGGUCAACAUUAAUUUUCUUUCUUUAGCAGGUACCCUGACCGGAGAAGGGUUCUAUGGAAAACAUUUUUAUGAAUUAUCUUCUUGGUUUUGGGUCAACAAAUAAAUGUUAUUUUUAAUGCAGGAAUUACACAAAACAAGGUGCCCUGUUGUUCCUCUUAGGUCAUCAGAAUUCUGCUUACUGGAGUUUGAAGUUUUAAUCUUAGAAUCUAGAAUUCUUGUGGGUGGUAGUGUAUGAAGCAAGAAAAGAAGGCGGUUUGAUUUCAUUUCUCGUACUUGGUGGAACCUGUUAGCACAAAAGUCAUGUUUUGACCUGUAAACAGAGCAGUCUGAAAGGUGAGUUGUUGAUGUGGUUUAAAUGUUCCAUUUGAAGGUGCCAGUUUCUUCAGGCUUUUCCGAAAAAAAAAAAAAAAAAAAAAUUGCGGUAGAUUGACAGCCUGCCAGAAAAUGGCAGCUGCCGGGAUGCUGCCAUUCAUCGUGAGAGCGGGAGGCCCAGAGUGGCUUGUGUGAGAGGGGAGGCGCGUUGGCUUUCCGGCUUGCUGCAGAAAACCAAGAUGUUCAAGCUGUUGUUAAGGUCGUUUUAAAUGAACCCCCUAACAAAACUCAGGAGGGAUACAGUCAAACACAGUAAGGCUCUUGAACUCUAGUUUUUUUAGUUAUAAUACACAUCAGAAAGUUUUGUGAGAUUUAAAAUUUUAUUUUUAAAGAUGUAAUUGGAAGACUAGAGCAUUUCCUUCCAAGUCAUUCUGGUGUAUCGGCUGAGUACCUGUGUACGUGUGGAUAUGCUGAUGUGCUGAGUGUGUGCGUGCGCGUGCGUGGAAAUAAAUCUUUCAGAGGGAACAUAGAGUUUUCAUCCUCUAGGAUGGCUCCUAGGCUAUUUUAUGCGAAAAUUUAAAAGAAGAUUGGCCGCACUUUGCAGUUGCUACUUUUAAAAAACAAAUGCCUUGCACAUAUAUUUUUAAAUCCCUAGAAUUCAUCGACCUUUAAUUGCUUGCCACCAUUUUAGAGCUAGAAGGCUGCCAUGUGCUGAACAAAGCCGCGUUGACCCGCUCUCCUGCGCAUGCAUCGCUGCCCUUUCCUAACAUUUCUACACUUCUGCUUUUGUGUAGAAUCCUCAUUUUGGUGGGGUCUAAAUUUCUCAGAGAGGGUGUUUAUACGAAGUAGUAUUUCUAAAGUACAGAUUUGACCGUGAAUUGAUGAAAUGGUGGGGGAGUUCUGGCACCGUAGCCUAGUUUAUCCUUCUAAACUGUACCGAAGAGCAUUAGCAGAAACCUCAGAGUACCUUGGGCUGAAUGUUCUUCUCAGCUUUGCCUUGUUUCCCAUCUCAUAAGGGCCCAUUCUGACUCUUGUCCCUCCAAGGAUUAUGAGCUGUGCUAGGACAAGCCUGGGACCUUCAGGACAAGGGUGGGCGCGCCCUGUGGCCAAGCCAGAGUUCUAGCCAGUAGAAUCAUUCGAGUAUGCCUAGAAUAGAGUUCAGAGGUGGGAAUGCCAUGUACUGGUAUUAAAUCACUUGGCACUUUUGGGGGCGCCAUUAUUAGCACUGUUUUGUUAUUAAUAACUGGAAGCACUUAAUGAUUAUUUUGUUUAAUUUCGACCUAAGGAUAUUGAGGGUCAGAGAAGUAAUGUUUAUUUCUCGUUUAUGUUUUCUGGAAUUAAGACUCUUUGGAGAAGAGACAAAUGGAUUACCUAAUGAGCCAUUCUUUCAGGCUCUGUAAGGUAUGCUUUUUUGGCUAGGAUAUUUUAAAAUCAUUUACAAGCUUUUAGUAUUGUGCUUUGUAGAAAUGUAUGACUUUUUAACUGAUUUGCAAUUGAUGGAAUACACUCAGCUUUGUAAACUAUCCACUUUUCUGUUUCUUUCCUGUUUACUCGUUGUUGCUUAUUGUCUAUUAGACAAGGGACACGGUCCCUUCUAAGACAUUUCAUAUUUUCUGUUUUUGAGGGCAGUAUUACCAAGGCCUUUAUAUGUACAUUACAUUCAGUGCUUAUGUGAGAAGUAGCAAUGUCUUACGACCUUCCCUGUUCACGAUUAGUGAAACUAACUAAUAUGCAUAUAUGUAAAGAUAGAAAUUAAUGCAAUUAAGUUUUUUGAUCACUCGCGGCCUAUUUAUUCAGUCCGGCCAUUUGAUUUUCCUAAUCACAGUCAUAUCGGUUUCUGCACUUUUGCCUUCAUGUAGUUUCACUGACCUCUGUGGGUAGGGAAGAUUAAAUAUGAAACACUCAGUCCAGUCAUUCUGCUACUGGUAGCUUUGGUUUGAGGUGAAUACAAUUUUUGACUAAAAUUAGUUUCUUAGAAUUAUACCCUUCAUUGGCCAGAUAAUUAAAUUGGCUUAAAAAAAAAUGUAUAUUUUUGCAUAUUGACAGUAAUUUUUUAUGAGCCUUACUGGAUCUUCAGGUGUGGCUAUCACAUGAAAGUUGAAUGUUAUUAAAUAGUAAACAUUUGAUUUUCAUCCGCCCUGUGUCUGAUGCAGAAGAAAAGCAUUUGUCUGUUGUGGCAUUAACACUGGAGAGAAGUAUUCUUUUUUACGUCCCCGUCUUAGUUCGGGAUAUGCGGUAAUAAGAACUUGUCAGGGUGCUUCCCUCCAGCCUAGAUCAAUUUUCCCCCUUGUUUGUUGAAAUCGAUCUCUCACAAUAUCUAGUUUCCACCACUUCUGUGUAAUGCUGGCGCGCACUUACCCGAAGGAAUGAAUGACGGGUAAUGCGUCACUAUAACUUGGCUUAAAGUCAGUGUAAUUUACAUUAGGGAGACCUUCAAAGUAUUAAAAUUGCUUUUUUCUUCUUUUUCCUAACACUGCAAUUGACAUGAUGGUAACCACUACCAUUUAUUAAAAUCAUACUGAUUGUUGGUGCAGCGGGAGAGAAGCUGCCAUGGCUUCUAGCUGAGCAGUCUGGCCUAGCCUGUUGGGAGGCAAAGGGGUGGUGUUUUAAGGUCGAUUAGGAUUGACUGUAGCCAGAGUUUCAAACUCUGUUUGAAUGUGGCAAAGAACCUUCACACAGAGCGCAGGUAGGUGAGGACGACGAUGCGCUAGCACUUUGGGGGCUUUAUGAUAUGCUGCUUUUAAAAGAGAGAAGUGUAGCUGAUCCUCAGUGCAUCUCCAGACAUAGCAAGGGGUUGCUCUGAUAACCAAUCCGGUGACCGUUUUUUCUGUCACUUCAAGUUGUAUGCAAAACUUUUGUUAAAUUCUGUAAUGGUCUUUUUAGAAAGAGGGUAUGUUAAAAACAACUAUUUUUAUGCAGGAACUGACAGAGGAAUUUGCUUUGUAUAAUGGCAAGCUAGCUUUAAGAAAGCACUAUAGCAAAUUUACUGAAGUCCAAAACUAUGUGGACAUGUUAAUAGAUCUAUGUGCAACUAGAUAUGGACAACAAUUGUAUUUUUUUAAAUAAAUAUUUUUAACAAAAUGA
Molecule: messenger RNA, 9586 nt
Organism: Mirounga angustirostris (Northern elephant seal)
Lineage: Eukaryota; Metazoa; Chordata; Mammalia; Carnivora; Phocidae
Gene: ELK4
Product: ETS transcription factor ELK4
Exons: 5
Coding region: 236-1531 (431 amino acids)
Biological process (GO): cell differentiation; regulation of transcription by RNA polymerase II
Cellular component (GO): nucleus
Molecular function (GO): sequence-specific DNA binding; DNA-binding transcription factor activity, RNA polymerase II-specific
Source: RefSeq, a predicted model, not a curated record